Closterium sp. NIES-67 is the source of this 1810-nucleotide messenger RNA. NCBI's taxonomy places the organism in Eukaryota, Viridiplantae, Streptophyta, Zygnematophyceae, Desmidiales, Closteriaceae. The record is from the annotation of a GenBank genome assembly.
UGUCACAUACUCACUGCCUCCGUAACGUUGCGCCAUUCCACACUCCACCCCGUGAAUCUUGGGGUCCCUGAAUUGCUGCUCCUAUCUCCUCAGAACCCUUAGAGAAGCAGCGAUCACUUCUCCGUCACACCUUCCUCCACGGCAACUGAUUCCUGUCGUUGCAGCAGCGGAUCUAGCGAGACUCAAAUCCGUGCGAUCUCCUCGUAAAGGCCAUCCCUUAUUUUUCCUCUUGCCAGUGACCCUAAGCAACAAUGGCCGCACGGACUCUCGCUAUGUCGACCGUCACUGCGUUGUCCGGAUCUCUUGCCUCCAGGGCAACAGAUCUGUCCCAAAGCCAGCACUUCCGGCCGCUGCCUCAGGCCUUCACGUCCUCCUCCGUGUCUCUUAAGAGCAAGACGGCAGUGACCCCUGUAACGUGCACAGCGACGGCGCCUGACGCCAAGGCGGCGGCUGCCACGUCGGACGAGAGUCGCGUGUAUAAUUUCUCCGCCGGACCCGCUACGCUGCCGCGUAACGUGCUGGAGACGGCGCAGGCGGAGCUAGUCAACUGGCAUGGCAGCGGCAUGAGCGUGAUGGAGAUGAGUCACCGCGGCAAGGAGUACCUGUCGAUCAUCCGCAAGGCGGAGGCAGAUCUGCGCGCGCUGCUCGCCAUCCCCGACUCCUACGCGGUGCUCUUCCUGCAGGGCGGCGCCUCCUCGCAGUUCUCCGCCAUUCCGCUCAACCUCUGCGCGCCCGACGACACGGCGGACUUCGUCGUCACCGGCUCCUGGGGCGACAAGGCGUACAAGGAGGCGGGAAAAUACUGCAAGACGAACCUCGCCGCCACGGGGAAGCCCGGGAAGUACACGGAUAUUCCGUCCCCGGCCGAGUGGAAGCUGACCAAGGGCGCGAAAUACGUGCAUAUCUGCUCCAACGAGACGAUUCAGGGGGUGGAGUUUAAGGGGUAUGACGAUGUGGUCGCGGCGGUUAAGGCCGGGUGCGGCGAGGAUACGCUACUGGUGGCUGACAUGUCGUCGCACUUCUGCUCCUGCCCCGUGGACGUGUCCAAGUUCGGCGUGAUCUACGCGGGGGCACAGAAGAACGUGGGGCCGUCGGGCGUGACGAUCGUGAUUAUAAGGAAGGAUCUGCUGGGCAAGGCGCAGCCGAUCACGCCUGUGAUGAUGGACUACGCGAUUCAGGCGGAGAACGAGUCGCUGUACAACACGCCGCCGUGCUACCCCAUCUACAUGUGCGGGCUCGUCUUCGCUGACCUGCUCGAGCAGGGCGGGCUGGCGGGUGUGCAGAAGCGCAACGAGGACAAGGCGGCUCUGCUCUACAAUGCCAUUGAUGGAAGUGGCGGCUUCUUCAAGUGCCCCGUGGCCCCGGCGGUGCGCUCGCUGAUGAACGUGCCCUUCACCAUGGCCACGCCUGAGCUGGAGGCGGAGUUCCUCAAGGCGGCGGCCGCGCAGCACAUGGUGCAGCUCAAGGGCCACCGCAGCGUGGGCGGCGUGCGCGCUUCGAUUUACAAUGCCAUGCCCCGUUCCGGCGUGGAGAAGCUUGUGCAGCUCAUGAAGGACUUCCAAGCUGCUCACUAGAUGGGGUGUCUGUAACUGGGUGGGCGCGAGUGAGUAUAUGACUGGUGGUGCAAACUAGUAGAUGGAAUGGAUCGGUAGACCAGAUUGACAGAGGAAAUCAUGUGGUUGAGACACUUGAAAGGGUAUUGGUUUCAGACAACUCUGUAAAUGGAAAGCUUAAGGUCCUCUAAUUGAGUGACAAAUGCUCCAAUGAUAUGAACAGUAUAUAGCUCUGCUGAUAAAUGUAGCUAACGGUU